Messenger RNA from Williopsis jadinii, 2963 nucleotides. RefSeq names its product Sxm1p (gene SXM1). Gene Ontology annotation, biological process: protein import into nucleus. Gene Ontology annotation, molecular function: small GTPase binding. Gene Ontology annotation, cellular component: nuclear envelope; cytosol. Bases 83 to 2902 code for a protein of 939 amino acids. The record is from RefSeq and is a predicted model, not a curated record. The transcript has a single exon. Lineage: Eukaryota; Fungi; Ascomycota; Saccharomycetes; Phaffomycetales; Wickerhamomycetaceae.
ACAACGAACUGAAAGGUCAUAACACAAGGUUUAUCCUACUUAUUGUGUCUCUGCUUUUGUUUUUGUUUUUGCCAUCGAAACCAUGGAGAGACAGCAUAUAUUGGAUGUUCUUUCCGGAACAUUGGAUCCGAAUCCUCAGAUCAGGAAGCAGGCUGAAAACGAAUUGACCAAAUUCGAAUCACAACCUGGCUUCACACUUUACUGUUUGGAGCUAUGUGUUGACGAAUCUGUAUCGUUAUCUCAAAGAUCUUCAGCUGCUGUUUUCUUCAAGAACAGAGUUGCUAUCUAUUGGAAUUCUAACUCAUCAAGCUCUAUCUUAGAGCCUGAAAGAGAGCAGAUCAAAGUGAAGCUGAUUGAAUCUCUUAUAAAAGCUCACAAUGACAAUCACAUCAGACCACAACUGUCAACGUCUGUAAAGCUGAUAUUGGAUAAGGGCGAGUGGGUUUUAAACGAACAGAUCCUCUCGUUGUUGAACUCAACUUCAAACCAAGUACAUGUCUAUACAGGAUUACUUCUGUUGUUAGAAGUUGUCCGUUCGUUGAAAUAUACAACAACAGAUCAGAGCAGAGCCCCUCUGAAUUUGUACGUGGAUCAGACUUUCCCCAUCUUGGAGAAACUGGCCCCUGAGCUGAUCAAUCGUGAUGACUAUCAAUCAGGUGAGAUGUUAUACUUUAUCUUGAAGAUCUUCAAAUUUGUUACCUUAAUGGGAAUGCCUUAUUACUUGGCAAAUACAAAUAAUCUGUCGAAUUGGAUAUCAAUUCAUUUGAUGGUUGUUCAGAAACCAACUCCUCAAUCCGUCUUGGAGCUGGAUCCUUCAGAUAGGGUCCUGGACAGAAGGGUGAAAUGUAACAAAUGGGGGUUUGGAAAUUUGCAGAGAUUCUACUACAAAUUUGCCACUCCAAAAUCACAAUUUGCAACCCCAGAAUUUGUUGAUUUCUUUACUAAGAACUACGCUCCAGAAAUCCUGAAGGUAUAUUUUGGAGUCGUUGAGAAAUGGGGGUCAGGUACAUGGGUUAGUGAACCUGCGUUGUACAACUUGAUCACUUUCAUUGAAAGAUGUAUCAUCUACGACUCGUGGAGCUUAAUUCAACCUCAUUUCACAACACUCUUGAGACAUUUGCUCUUCCCAUGUCUCUGCCAAAGAGAUUUGGAACUGUACGAAACUGAUCCAGAAGAGUAUAUCAGAAGGUUCUUUGAUAUCAACAGAGAAACAUCGACGGCAGACGUUGCUGCUGUUGAUGUCCUGUUUGUCAUUGCACAUCAUAGAUUUGAGGAAGUUAACAACAUUCUCACCCUGCUAAACGACAUCUUUAACAAAUUUACUGAGGAUCAGAGCCUCGAAAAUGCAUUGAAAGCUGAAGGUGGUUUAAGAAUCUUGGGCUCUAUCUCCCCUUCGUUGUAUAGGGAGGAAUCACCAUUGAAGCCCCAAGUUGAUCAAAUCAUCGAUGGAUUUAUUGUUCCAUUGCUGACAGGUAAAUAUGAAUUUUUGAGGGCAAGAGCUUGUGAAACAAUAUCUCUGUUUGACUACAAAUAUAAUGAUAAAAAUGUCCUUUCGAGAGUCUUUCAAGGUGUUUUUGAAAACUUCAAAAAUAACGAAUCCUUACCAAUUCAGAUCGAAGCUGCAAAUGCUCUAAAGGUACUUAUCGCCGAUCCAUUGGUUUCAGAUGCAAUUAGAGCUGAAGUUCCACAGAUUGUCCAAAAAUUGAUGAGUUUGUCAAAGGAAUUUGAAUUAGACAUGUUAUCUGAAAUCAUGGAAUACUUUGUCGAAUUCUUCCCGGAUGAAUUGCAACCAUUUGCUCGUGAAAUGGGUCAGAGUCUUUGCCAACAGUUUGUUCAAAUCGCUACUGAAAUCAUUGAGAUUACAAAUUCCGGAGGUACUAAUGAUGCUAUCACCGAUAAAGAAUACCAGGGUAUCGCUGUCAUUAAUACAAUGAUAACUAUGGCAGUCACAAUUCCAAAGGUUGACUUUGAUGAGGUUUUCUUCCCUGCAAUUGAAUUUGUCGUCCAAAAUGCAGCAAUAAAUUUCCUUGCUGAAGCAAUGGAGUUGUUGGAUAGUUUGAUUCUAAACAAAAAACAAGUCACUCAGCAAGCUUGGGCUAUGUUUCAACAAAUAUUAGAAUCAUUUGGCACAUAUGCAGGUGAAUACUUUGACUAUUACAACUCAAUUUUCGAAGAUGUCAUCCUUUACGGGUUCAGAGGCUUAAACUCUCAAAGUCCACAAGUUCACGCUUUACAAACUGUUCUGCAUGAACUUCUUGAAUCUCAGAUUGACUAUGGUGAGCAAGGAACGUUUGAACUCAUUGAGUAUCUAACUAUCACCUUGAGGGAAAUCAAUUCUGAUUUUGCGUUAGUUUUGAAAACAUUCCGUGAACAAGAUCUUUCCCCUUAUUACGUUCUCAAGGUAUUUUUGGCAUCUCUUUAUGCAAACCCAGCAGCUGCGUUGCAAACCACUGAGUCAUUUGGAGAAACCGUUAGGCUUUUGGAGAUUUGGUACAAUUUGACACCUAUGCUUGAAAAAGUCUACGGGUUGAGACUACAAAUUGCUGCCCUCAUCUCGUUGUUAACUGCACAAAAUUUGCCAAAUACGCUUACUGGUUUCCUGCCACAACUUUCUGAGAAGCUUGCGCAAACCAUUGGCCGUCUUCCAGAGGCAAUUAGUAAAAAAGCCAAACUGAACAGUGAUGAGUACUUGGAAAGUGAAGAUUCUGAGUUUGAUGAUGAUGAGGCCUUUAGAAACACACCUAUGGAUUAUGUUGAUAUUGCACCAUUCUUUGCUCAAAGAUUACAACAGCUUCAACAGGUUGAUGCUUCAAGAUAUGAACUUGUUAUGACCAAUCUCAAGUCCAAUAUUGAUGUCCUCACUGGUGCAUUGCAGUACAGUGAUGAUUCCAAGUCUCAUUAAUAUGCAUUUUAGUAUGAACUUAGAUAGUUAUUUUACUGGUUAUCAAUCCCAAUAACCCGAG